Messenger RNA from Ipomoea triloba (trilobed morning glory), 2626 nucleotides. RefSeq names its product phosphate transporter PHO1. Gene Ontology annotation, molecular function: inositol hexakisphosphate binding. The transcript is spliced from 15 exons. Gene Ontology annotation, biological process: phosphate ion transport; cellular response to phosphate starvation. The record is from RefSeq and is a predicted model, not a curated record. Gene Ontology annotation, cellular component: trans-Golgi network; plasma membrane; Golgi apparatus. NCBI's taxonomy places the organism in Eukaryota, Viridiplantae, Streptophyta, Magnoliopsida, Solanales, Convolvulaceae. The coding region runs from base 90 to 2495 and encodes 801 amino acids.
CCUUCUUCAUUCAAUUCAAUUCUGUUCUGUACAUUUCUCUGUAUAUCCUGGUCGGAACUAUUUUCCGGCGACUGCUAUUCCGUUCUGCAAUGGUGAAGUUCUCCAAGGAGCUCGAAGCACAGCUUAUACCGGAAUGGAAAGACGCCUUUGUGAAUUACUGGCAACUCAAAAAACAGGUUAAAAAGAUUAAGCUUUCAAGAAGAACCAAACCGGUUCACGACGGCAACGAUUUCGGGCUGUCCUUUUUCGACCGGGUACGAGGUUUCGUCAGCACGAUCGCCGACAAGCUGCACGACAGCGCCACCGCCGGAAAAUCCGAGACUAACGCCCAGGUAAAUAGCCAAAUUAAAGGAGAUGACAGCAAUGGAGAAGAACAAGAAGAAGAAGAAAUGUACGAGACAGAAAACGAGCUUGUUCAGCUGUUUUCCGAGGAAGACGAGGUGAAUGUAUUUUUCGAGAAUUUGGAUGAGGAGCUAAAGAAGGUGAAUGAAUUUUACAAGGCAAAAGAGAGUGAGUUUCUUGAGAGAGGAGAGAUCUUAAGCAAACAGCUGCAAAUUUUGCUGGACUUGAAGCAAGUUCUCCAUGACCGUCGCCGGAAAACUCUUGGCCGUUCAAGAUCGGCUUCUGGCUUUUUCUCCCGCUCCAACUCCUCCUCUCGCCGGAACUCCGAUUACUGCUCCGACAACCGGAGCGAAUAUUGCGGUAGUCCGACCGGCAAGAGCGAAACAUCGGAGACGGCGGACGAGGUGAUGGCGGCGCUGGAAAGGAACGGGAUAAACUUUGUGAACGCGGCGAGCAGGGCGGCGAAGACGACGGCGGCCAAGAACGGGAAGCCAAAGGUGGCGAUAAGGAUUGACAUUCCGGCGACCACCCCGACGCGAGCCAUCUCCGCCGUGACGUCGAUGGUGUGGGAAGAUUUCUUAAACAACAACGGCGACUCCGUGAAAGAAGGCGGCGGCAGAGAAUACGUCAACUCCAAGAAGAUUCAGUGCGCUGAAAAGAUGAUCAGAGGCGCUUACGUCGAGCUCUACCGUGGCCUUGGACUGCUCAAAACAUACAGCUCUCUAAACAUGGUGGCUUUUGUCAAGAUCCUUAAGAAAUUUGACAAGGUAUCUAACCAGCAGGCAUCUGCAAAUUAUCUCAAACAAGUGAAGAGGUCACAUUUCAUUAGUUCUGAUAAGGUGGUGCGGUUAAUGGAUGAAGUGGAGUCCUUAUUCACACAGCACUUCGCCACCAAUGACCGGAAAAAGGCUAUGAAGUUCUUACGCCCACAACAACAGAAAGAGUCUCACAUGAUCACCUUUUUUGCUGGGCUAUUUACUGGGUGCUUUGUGUCGUUAUUUGUGGUGUACGGAAUAUUGGCACAUUUGAGUGGUAUGUUCUCUCCAGGAACAGAUGCUGGCUAUGUCGAAACCGUCUACCCAGUUUUCAGCAUGUUUGCUUUGCUAAGCUUGCAUGUAUUUUUGUAUGGGUGCAACCUUUUCCUGUGGAAGAGCACAAGGAUCAACUAUAACUUCAUAUUUGAAUUCCAACCAAAAACUGCCCUAAAAUACAGAGAUGCUUUCCUUAUUUGCACUUCCUUGAUGACUGCUGUUGUUGGAGCCAUGGUUGUCCACCUCAUCCUCUUGUCCAAGGGAUUCUCUUCUAAUCAAGUCGACGAUAUUCCCGGGGUUCUAAUUCUGUGUUUCCUUGUCUUGCUUAUAUGCCCAUUGAACAUACUCUACCGCCCAACACGCAUCUGUUUCCUUAGAGUAAUUCGCAACAUUGUCUGCUCUCCAUUUUACAAGGUUUUGAUGGUGGACUUUUUCAUGGCUGAUCAACUUACCAGCCAGAUUCCAUUGUUAAGGCACAUGGAGUCCACAGCCUGCUAUUUCCUUGCUGGGAGUUUCAAGACUCACAGAUUCGAGACCUGCAAAUCGGGGCGAAUGUACAGAGAGCUCGCUUAUGUUAUCUCCUUCGCGCCAUACUACUGGCGCGCUGCUCAGUGUGCGAGGCGAUGGUUUGAUGAGAACGACAUGAACCAUCUGGCUAACUUUGGGAAGUAUUUAUCGGCCAUGGUGGCUGCGGGUGCUAGGCUAACAUAUGCGAGGGAGCCAGAGUCUAAGCUCUGGCUGGCUAUGGUGUUGGUGACUUCAAUCACAGCCACUGUUUAUCAGUUGUACUGGGAUUUCGUUAAGGAUUGGGGGUUUUUCAACCUGAAAUGCAAGAACGCGUUGCUGAGAGAUGAGUUGAUUCUCAAGAACAAGAUCAUAUACUAUGUGUCCAUUGCCCUGAAUUUCGUGUUGAGGCUCGCCUGGGUGGAGACAGUGAUGCGUUUCAACGUUGGGAUCUUUGAGUCGCGCCUGCUGGACUUCUCCCUGGCUUCUCUCGAGGUCAUUCGACGUGGACACUGGAACUUCUACAGGUUGGAGCACGAGCAUUUGAGCAAUGUUGGCAAGUUCCGGGCUGUGAAGGCAGUUCCAUUACCAUUUCGCGAGACAGACUCUGAUGGCUAAAAUUAAAGCUUCGAGAAGGCAUUCAGCUAAUGUUAAUGUAUGUGUUUUUUGUUUCUGACUUGAAUUUCGUCGCGCAAAUGUAUCUCGAAUGCUGAAUAAAACAUGAUAUCAUUAUUCUUAGUAAAUAUCAA